AUGAAGAUCCUGGUCUUGGCCUUGGUCUUCCUACACCUCUCCGAGGGCGUGGAAAGAAUCAUCCUGAAAAAGGGCAAGUCUAUCCGCCAGAUGAUGGAGGAGAAGGGUGUACUGGAGGAAUUCCUAAAGAGCCACCCAAAGGCUGAUCCCGCUGUCAAAUAUCAUUUCAACAAUGACGCUGUUGCUUAUGAACCCAUCACCAACUACAUGGAUGCUUUCUACUUUGGGGAGAUCAGCAUUGGGACGCCACCCCAAAAUUUCCUGGUCCUCUUUGACACGGGCUCCUCCAACCUAUGGGUGCCCUCCACCUACUGCCAGAGCCAGGCCUGCUCCAAUCACCACAGGUUCAACCCCAGCCUGUCCUCCACCUUCAGAAACAAUGGGCAAACCUACACACUGUCCUAUGGGAGUGGCAGCCUGAGCGUGGUCCUCGGUUACGACACAGUGAUGGUUCAGAACAUCGUCGUCAAUAACCAGGAGUUUGGCCUGAGCGAGAAUGAGCCCAACAACCCUUUCUACUAUUCAGACUUUGAUGGGAUCCUGGGGAUGGCCUACCCGAACAUGGCGGUGGGCAAUGCCCCAACGGUCAUGCAGGGCAUGCUGCAGCAGCGCCAGCUCACCCAGCCUGUCUUCAGCUUCUACUUCUCUCGCCAACCAACCUAUCAGUAUGGUGGGGAGCUCAUCCUUGGAGGGGUGGACACCCGACUCUACUCCGGUCCGAUCGUCUGGGCCCCUGUCACCCAGGAGCUGUACUGGCAGAUUGGCAUUCAGGAGUUUGUCAUUGGUAACCAGGCCACUGGCUGGUGCUCCCAGGGCUGCCAGGCCAUCGUGGAUACGGGCACCUUCCUGCUGGCCAUUCCCCAGCAGUACAUGGGCUCCUUCCUGCAAGCGACAGGGGCCCAGCAGGCUCAGAACGGCGAUUUUGUGGUCGACUGCAACUCUGUGCAGAGCUUGCCCACCAUCACCUUCGUCAUCAGCGGGUCCCAGUUCCCUCUGCCUCCCUCUGCCUAUGUCUUCAACAACAAUGGCUACUGCAGGCUCGGGAUCGAGGCCACUUACCUGCCGUCCCCCAAUGGGCAGCCCCUGUGGAUUCUGGGAGAUGUGUUCCUCAAGGAGUAUUACUCUGUCUACGAUAUGGCCAACAACAGGGUGGGCUUUGCCUUUUCCGCCUAGACAGCAGAGUCUCCCUGCAGGACUCUGGGACCACCCGACUGUUUCUGUGGGCGCACAGCAGCAUUUUAAACUAUCCUGACCCCUUCUGCUCACUGGAGUCUUACUUCCUGCAACUAAU
Messenger RNA from Pteronotus mesoamericanus, 1291 nucleotides. RefSeq names its product pepsin B. Bases 1 to 1173 code for a protein of 390 amino acids. The transcript has 9 exons. Gene Ontology annotation, molecular function: aspartic-type endopeptidase activity. Lineage: Eukaryota; Metazoa; Chordata; Mammalia; Chiroptera; Mormoopidae. Gene Ontology annotation, biological process: proteolysis. The record is from RefSeq and is a predicted model, not a curated record.